UAACACCCAAAUCUAACCACUAUGGCCGACGAAGACGAAGACAUGCCGCCGCAGCUCUCCGGGGGUGGAGCCGGCGACAUCGACCUCAGCGACGAGACGCAAGACUUCCGCUUCCUCUCCAACCUCUCUCUCAGCGGCACCGAAGGCCCCAAGAUACCCAAGCGCGGCGAAAAAGACUUCGAGCCCCAUGCCACCGCACGCCAAGCCGAUACACUCGCCGCCUCGCGCGCUGCUAUGCACGCAGCACUAUCCAUUCCACGUAUUCACGCGCCGAAGAACCACAUAGUCGCGAUAUAUGACCCGUCCUCGAAUAUGGCGUCCGUAGAAAAAGCCAAAAGCCAGCACUUUCAGACCAUUGGACGGGUUGCGAAUGGAAAGGAGUGGUUAUUACCAGAGGAGACGCUGUUCAUGCUCGAGCGAGGGAGUCUGGACGUGAGGUGGCCGCUCAAAGAAGGAGAAGAGGGGAUGGGGGUACCGAUGAGCUUGCAGGGGGCGUAUGCGGCGUUCAUAGGGAUGGAGGGCGGUGUUGGGGGGAGGCUGACGUUAGAGAUGUAUAAUGUCUAUGCUGGGCUGAAGAGGGCGGGGUAUAUUGUGCUUAGGACGGGGACGUGGCAUGACGCGAAGGCUGAACUGAAUCUCUCGAGGAUAGGCCAUGCGAAAGAGAAGGUAGAGGGGAGGCAUUGGGGACUGGGACUCUUUGGGGAGAUAUGGAAGAGGUUGUUCAAAAUGCAGGCAUCAGAAUCGCCAGAGAGGUUGAAGCUGGGGCCGUUAGUUACGCCUGGGCUGUAUCGGAACUGGACGGACAUCUAUAGACUCCUCGAGGUCAUGCCACGGCACGAUCGAACCGCUCCGCCAAAGUUCAUGCUUCCGGACGAUGUUUCGAACCCCUUCCGAAUCACCUUCGACGUCUACAAGCCGGUCUCACAAUUUAGGAAAUCAAAGCCCGGGCCACCGGACUACCGCAUCGCGGUCAUUAACGCCCGCGAGACUUUAGUCCCAACAAUGGUCGAAUUGAAUGAUCUUCUCGCGACAACGCCUUACGAUCUACCAAACUCAUCGACCCAGAUGUACCAGAAACUGAAAUAUGGAUCUCGGAAUAUAAUCCUGGCUGUUGUCGAUAACGGCAUUCCCAGCUACAUUCGGAUCGCGGAUGCUCCGUUUGAGGACGAGAAGCUCUACGAACGUACAGGACGGGGGCGAGGUGGCAAGCGGGGUGGAUUUAGAGGACGUGGACGAGGGAGAGGUAGAGGCCGAUGAUAUCGCCGGAUUUCGUACCAGAAAUUGGCUUUUCGACCCUGCUUGCCGAGGCACCAUGGCCUACAUACUCGAAGUCAUCUGCCAGUCUCCCACGCUGAAACAAUAGUCAACUUGUGGCUAGGCGCAGCAAAUCCAGAAGGAUGGAAUGAGCGCGGUGUCCCUAGAAUCACCCGCUCCGAGAAGAGCAAGCACAUGAGUGCUAGCCGAUCGAUCCUCCCUGAGGUUGGAAGAGGCCUUUGGUGUUCAAUCCGGCCGGCACUAUCGAUUGUCUGGGCCUCUUGAAGCCCUAAAAGGCUGAAUAAGGGAUUUUGGAUGCGUAGGAGUAUACCCAGGCCGAGAUAUCAUACGGCCUACAUAUCUGAUUUACGGUCUUGGAUAAGCAAGUUUGGAAAAUCAAUUAGUUAGUUCACUUGGAUUAUAUGAUACCCAUUGAUCUAAUGGAAUCGACUGCGCCGCUCUGAGUGGC
Molecule: messenger RNA, 1723 nt
Organism: Mytilinidion resinicola
Lineage: Eukaryota; Fungi; Ascomycota; Dothideomycetes; Mytilinidiales; Mytilinidiaceae
Exons: 2
Coding region: 22-1257 (411 amino acids)
Biological process (GO): tRNA-type intron splice site recognition and cleavage
Cellular component (GO): tRNA-intron endonuclease complex
Source: RefSeq, a predicted model, not a curated record